Messenger RNA from Cicer arietinum (chickpea), 1887 nucleotides. Its product is annotated as CMP-sialic acid transporter 3. The record is from RefSeq and is a predicted model, not a curated record. Gene Ontology annotation, biological process: pyrimidine nucleotide-sugar transmembrane transport. Gene Ontology annotation, cellular component: Golgi membrane. Lineage: Eukaryota; Viridiplantae; Streptophyta; Magnoliopsida; Fabales; Fabaceae. Gene Ontology annotation, molecular function: pyrimidine nucleotide-sugar transmembrane transporter activity.
AAUUAACAAAUCUCUCUCUCUCUCUCUCUCUCUCUCUCUCUCUCUCUCUCUCUCUUUCUGCAUAUUCUUAGCAUAUCUUAAACUCCAAUUCCAUUUCCGUUGCUAGAUAGAAAGAAAGAAAGAAAGAAACCACCGCGAAUUUCAAAUCGCUUUCACCUUCAGACUCUCUCGCACUCAAAUCUCACUCCAAAUCACGUUCCUCCAGCUCCAGAUCACACCGAGUUUCCGUCCAUGCUCGGUUUGGACUCGAUCUAGAUCGAGUUCUUGAUACUUUGAUAGUGUGGGGGGGAUAUAGAUGAAGAACGGGAUGAUAGAAUGCAGUGUUUGCCAUUCCAAAUUGGUAUCGCCUGCCACCAAAACUGUAUCAAGGGCUUAUGAUCGACACAAAAGUAGGAUAACAUCCAAACAACGUGUACUCAACAUCUUAUUGGUUGGUGGUGACUGUAUGUUAGUUGGUUUCCAGCCUAUUCUAGUCUAUAUGUCCAAGGUGGAUGGGAAAUUCAAUUUUAGCCCAAUUAGUGUUAAUUUUUUGACAGAGAUCACAAAGGUUUUCUUUGCUAUUGUUAUGCUUCUUCUCCAGGCUAGGCAUCAAAAAGUUGGGGAGAAGCCUCUUCUCUCAAUUUCUACACUUAUGCAGGCUGCUCGCAGCAAUGUCCUUCUUGCCGUUCCAGCAUUUCUGUACGCUAUAAACAACUAUCUGAAGUUUGUCAUGCAGCUUUAUUUUAAUCCUGCUACUGUGAAGAUGUUAAGUAAUUUGAAGGUUUUAGUUAUAGCACUUUUGUUAAAGGUGGUUAUGAAGCGCCGGUUUUCAAUCAUUCAGUGGGAAGCCCUUGCUCUCUUGCUCAUUGGUAUAAGUGUUAAUCAAUUACGAUCGUUACCCGAGGGAAGUACAGCUUUGGGUGUUCCUGUCACAAUGAGUGCAUAUCUCUAUACAUUUAUUUUUGUUACUGUUCCAUCAAUGGCCUCUGUUUAUAAUGAGUAUGCUUUGAAGAGCCAAUAUGAUACAAGUAUAUAUCUGCAGAACUUAUUCUUGUACGGGUAUGGAGCUAUGUUCAAUUUUCUUGGAAUACUCGUGACUGCUAUUGUCAAAGGUCCUAGCAGCUUUGAUAUCCUAGAAGGCCAUUCAAAAGCCACUAUGUUAUUGAUUGCAAACAAUGCUGCCCAAGGGAUAUUAUCAUCUUUCUUCUUCAAAUAUGCAGAUACAAUUUUGAAGAAGUACUCGUCAACAGUUGCAACAAUCUUUACGGGCAUAGCAUCUGCAGUACUAUUUGGACAUAAAUUAACAAUGAACUUUCUCAUUGGCAUUUCUAUUGUAUUCAUCUCAAUGCACCAGUUCUUUUCCCCGAUGUCAAAAGUCAGAGAUGAACAGAAUGGUGUGUUAGAAUUGCAUGAUGUUGAGGACAAACAAAGGUCAAAGGACUCGUUUAUAAAUAUGGCAGCUGGAGCAAAUGAGGAGGCCACUCAUCGAGUGGGGCAUGAUGAGAGACAGCCACUUCUCCCCACCUAGAUUGACCUACUGUAUUUUCAAAGAAUAUUUUUUUGGUGAUAUCUGAUAGAUAUGGCCCACACAGUUAAGUCAUAAUAAAGUAAAAAAGUUUUUGCUGCCUUUCUGGGAUAGCUUUCCACAGAAAGUAUUUCUCUAGAGGUUUCAUAAAGGCAGGCAUGAAUUAUCGGCUUUAUGAGCUGGUGAACAAGCCAAGGCUUUCUGUAGCUGAAGAUUUUGAUAGAGCAUAGAAAAUGGCUUCAUAAGAGCUUUUGGCAUAUGAAUGUGGAUUUACUUGUACUACAUUUAUUCUUUAUCUUGGACAUUCGAUUUCUCCUUAUUAUAUUUGUUUUCCUGAUAUAUUUUCAACCCAUUCUAUAUAUAUAUAUAUAUAUGUUGUGUUA